AUGGCAGUGCAUAUUAAUGGUAAUUCAGAUAGGAAUUCAUUAUGCAUAAAUGAUAAUAAAGAUAUUGAAACUAUGGAAGUUAUUGAAGUUGAAUCAGCACAAGAAUGUACCAAAUCUUAUGCAGAAGAAAAUAAUUCUAUAUAUUCUUCAAAGCCAAAUGACAAUAUACACAGGGUACAGAGUAUACAUACAAUUACAUUAAGUACAACAGACACUGAUAAUACACUGCCACGUGAUACAAGUAACGAUGCACUUUCGGACGCACGUUUGACAAAUAAUAUUACUCAAAUUGCUCAUAUAAAUCCGGAACUGUGUGGUUUACCCUUAAACAUAUUUACAAAGGGUUAUCUAUGUUUGCCAUACCUGUCUUUACCAUAUUUAGAUCUUUUGGCAGAUAUUAAUGUCAGAGGAUAUAUAGUGGGUGCAACAAAUGUUUUAUUUAAACAAAAAAAACAACUUAUUGAUGUAUUAGUAGAGGUUGAAAAUACGAGGAUAGAAACAAGCGAUCCAGAAUUAAGAAGGCAAUUACAUCUUACAACUGAGGAUCUGAGAUUUGCGGAUUACAUAGUCAGACAUGUAGCAGAGCCACGCAAAGAUAUAUUUUUGGAUGGUGUAGGAUGGGAAGGUGGAGACGAAUGGAUUAGAACUCAAUUUCGAGUUUACUUAUUGAGCAUGUUGAGAACAUCUAUGCAGCAAGAUACUCGUCAAUCUGAUCAUUACAAUUCUGCAUUUAUAGCUGCUUGGCGCUCGACGAAUAAUUAUAAGAUAUGGAGUAAUUCUAAUAAGUCAGAAAUUAAUAAUAUAGAACCAGGUCAUCCAUUUGCAGGACAAUUAUCAGUGCAAGAUAUGAAAUUACGAUUAUCACAUACAAUGCAAAAUACAGAAAGUGGUAGAAAAUUAAAUCAAGCAAUGGCAUCAACUGGAAGAGCGGUUGCAACAACUGGGAAAGCAGUAGGUGGUGCACUGUCACAAGCUAAAGGAGCUUUCUCUAACUGGUGGAGUACAUUAACGACAGUUCAACCAGUAGAGGAAGGAAAGGCUGCUGACAAUCAAACCUCAACCAUACAUCAAACACUUUCAAAUAUAACUAAUAAAACUGCUGUUGAAAGCGAAGAAAUUAAUGUAUCUACUAGUAAUACAAAUUUCGGGAUGGUUGCGGAUUAA
Messenger RNA from Bombus pyrosoma, 1164 nucleotides. Its product is annotated as late secretory pathway protein AVL9 homolog. The record is from RefSeq and is a predicted model, not a curated record. Bases 1 to 1164 code for a protein of 387 amino acids. Gene Ontology annotation, cellular component: cytoplasm. The transcript has 6 exons. NCBI's taxonomy places the organism in Eukaryota, Metazoa, Arthropoda, Insecta, Hymenoptera, Apidae.